Molecule: messenger RNA, 1044 nt
Organism: Penicillium macrosclerotiorum
Lineage: Eukaryota; Fungi; Ascomycota; Eurotiomycetes; Eurotiales; Aspergillaceae
Product: zinc-binding alcohol dehydrogenase family protein
Exons: 2
Coding region: 1-1044 (347 amino acids)
Molecular function (GO): oxidoreductase activity, acting on NAD(P)H
Source: RefSeq, a predicted model, not a curated record
AUGAAAGAAGCGGUUGUCGAUAAAGCCACUGUGGUGAGCAUUCGGGAUGUCAAGGUUCCAGCCUUGAAACCAGACGAGGUGCUCAUCCGAGUCGUAGUAGCUGGGACCAAUCCUAAGGACUGGAAAGUGCCUCUCUUCUUGCCGGACCCGUCUCCAACAAACCAGGGCGAUGAUAUCGCGGGCUAUGUUGAGUCUACGGGAGAGGAUGUGAGACAAUUCAAGAAAGGAGACAAGGUGGCUGCUUUCCAUGAGAUGUUUAGCUUGCAUGGAGGCUUCGCCGAAUAUGCAAUUGCUCAUGCGGACUCAACCUUCCAUAUCCCCGACAAGACAAGUUUUGAGGAGGCUGCGACGAUUCCACUAGCAGCGAUGACGGCGGCGCUGGGCCUAUAUCAGAAUUUGAAUCUACCUCUGCCUUGGAAUCCGACCAAUGAGCCAUUGCCAUUAUUAGUGUAUGGCGGAGCCUCGGCUGUCGGGGCGUUCGCGAUUAAGCUAGCCCAGCUAUCAAAUAUCCACCCAUUGAUCGUCGUGGCCGGGAAGGGUGCCUCUUUUGUCGAGACGAUCAUCGACCGAUCCAAGGGCGAUACAAUCAUUGACUAUCGUGAAGGAGUCGAUACCGUACGCUCUAAAAUCGAAGCGGCGGCAGAUGGGCUCCCAAUCCACCACGCCUAUGACGCAAUUUCGGAGAAAGGCAGCUACCUGGACAUCAGCGCCUCGUUGACCGCGCCUGCAACGAUCACAACGGUGCUGCCGACGCAAGAAGGAGAUGUAAUACCGCCAGGAAUUGCCAUAAAACGAACCAUGGUUAUGAGUGUCCACCAGAACCCCGCCCCGGGUAAGACGAUCGAGGAUCGCGAGUUUGGCGCGGUCUUCUUCCCGUUCCUGGGCCGCGGAUUGGCUCAGGGGUGGUUCUCCGGACACCCGCACGAGGUGCGACCAGGAGGGCUACAUGGGUUGGAAGGAGCACUCAAGGACUUGCGAGCAGGCAAGGCAUCAGCUGUAAAAUAUGUAGUGCGGAUUUCGGAGACCGACGGGGUGGAGGCGUAG